Messenger RNA from Melopsittacus undulatus (budgerigar), 1101 nucleotides. It is a transcript of the gene HSD17B1, whose product is annotated as hydroxysteroid 17-beta dehydrogenase 1. The transcript has 6 exons. Gene Ontology annotation, biological process: estrogen biosynthetic process. Gene Ontology annotation, molecular function: estradiol 17-beta-dehydrogenase [NAD(P)+] activity. NCBI's taxonomy places the organism in Eukaryota, Metazoa, Chordata, Aves, Psittaciformes, Psittaculidae. Gene Ontology annotation, cellular component: cytoplasm; cytosol. The record is from RefSeq and is a predicted model, not a curated record. Bases 67 to 933 code for a protein of 288 amino acids.
GGGGCGGGGGGACCCCCCUGCCAGCCCUCAUAAACCCUGCGGCUGCCGCAGCAGCACCGCGGGGCCAUGGGGAGAACCACGGUGCUGAUCACGGGCUGCUCCUCAGGCAUCGGCCUGGGCCUGGCCACGCGCCUGGCGGCCGACGGCGCCUUCAAAGUGUAUGCCACUAUGCGUGACCUGGCCAAGGGCGAGCGGCUGCUGCAGCACCUCGGGGGCUGCUGCCCCGACACACUGGAGCUGCUGCAGCUCGAUGUGACCGACCCGCGGUCACUGGAAGCUGCCGCACGCCGGGUGCAGGGGCAGGCGCUGGAUGUGCUGGUCUGCAAUGCUGGGGUGGGACUGAUGGGCCCCUUGGAGCUCUGCUCGGAGCAGGACAUGAAGAACGUGUUUGAUGUGAACGUCUUCGGGGCCGUCCGCACCAUCCAGGCGUUCCUGCCCGCCAUGAAGCGCCGCAGGGCCGGGCGCAUCCUCGUCUCCAGCAGCAUCGGGGGGCUGCAAGGGCUGCCCUUUAACUCCGUGUACUGCGCCAGCAAGUUCGCGGUGGAGGGGCUGUGUGAGAGCCUGGCCAUCGUCCUGCGGCCCUUCAACAUCCACCUGACGCUGGUGGAGUGCGGGCCGGUGAACACGAGCUUCCUGAGCAACCUGCAGCGCCCGGAGCCCGAGGGCCGCGACCUGCAGCGCCUGGACCCCGAGACGGGAGGGCUCUACCGCCGGUACCUGCGGCACUGCCAGCGGCUCUUCCGCACCGAGGCGCAGGAGGUGGACGAGGUCCUGCAGGUGUUCCUGGAGGCCAUGGGCAGCCCCCGGCCCCCCCUGCGCUGUGCCACCACCCGGCUCCUGGAACCGCUCACACGGCUCCGUUUGACCGACGGCUCCGCGUACGUCCAGGCCAUGCACGACUUCGUGUUCGGGAGCGGCGGGGCCCAACCCUGAGCGGAGCGCGGGGCAGCCGCUCUGCGGUGCGCACCUGCGGGCCUGGGUUCGGGUCCCACCGUGCCCCCAAUAAAGCCCUCACAGCCGCACGCUCCCGGCUCUGUCCCUGCCGCCCCCGGGGCUCCGGGUUCGGGUCCGUCCGUGCCCUCCCUCGGCGGGCGGAGCUCG